This is a messenger RNA of Bactrocera tryoni, 1313 nucleotides long. RefSeq lists its product as uncharacterized. The record is from RefSeq and is a predicted model, not a curated record. Bases 235 to 1134 code for a protein of 299 amino acids. Lineage: Eukaryota; Metazoa; Arthropoda; Insecta; Diptera; Tephritidae. The transcript is spliced from 6 exons.
ACAAUGUGAAAAAUAUUUUCGAAGUGAACGGUUGUUUUGCGUGAUCGUGUAAAAGUUAUAAGACUGUAUACAAUUUUUAUAAACUGUGAAUUAAAUAAAAACCUAUCGAAAACUUAAUAAAGUCUCAACCGUUUGGGCGAAAAACCGUUUGCUUAUUGACAAAUUAGUGCGCAGAAAGCAUAAUAAAUUUAACAGAAAAUCAUAAUCUAGCUAAAGUUGUGCACAAAAGUGAAAAUGUCAGACAACAACAGUGAAACCGCCGCCCAACAACAGCAUCAGCGCGCAAAUGGUACAGAACGCUCCCAAUCGACAGAGGAGAAAGAAAUCCCACGCGAACCAGCUCUAGUACAUAAAGACAUCAAUAUAAAGACUGAAUUGGAAUGCCUCGUCAGGUUGCUCGACGGCAAAAUCUACAAAGAUGAAGAGACUGCUAUGGAGGAAUUACAUCAGUAUCUAAUCGAAGAUGAGGGCUCUUGGGUAUUAGGCGACAAUUUCCUCGUAUUCGUGCAGCGUGUUUUGCGUGAAGAUAACUUUUCACCCGACACACGUGUGCAUUUAAUACGUACAUUGGCCUACGCCGCACUAAAGGAUGAUGUCAUUAUUAUAUUGCAUCAAGAUCGACGCGAUCAUUCGCUCAUGAAUUAUGCACAAGACAUUGAGAAACAUACGCCAGAAGAGCAACAAGCGUGGGCGAUGUUUAUGUGUAAUCUUUUUGAGAAUGUCGGACCCUCCGAGUGGUUGCUUUAUAUCUCGGAAUGGGAUUAUUUGGGUCAGACAAUAUCGAAUAUACGCGUGACAACCAAGGUGGCGGUGCACUGCAUACUCUCCAAUUGUCCACAAUUGAAGAACAGCGGUUCGAUGAUGCUCUACAACAUCGCUAUAAAGGAGGUGAAGACAGUGGUCUUUGAUGAUAUCGCUGUGGAGCUGGCCAUGGCCAUUUUGCAAUUCUUCCAAAGCAAUCCGGCGGAGGAGCAAGUCUUCCGCACACUUAAAGCACUGGCACGUUUUCUGGAGGUAUCCGCUGAUGUUGCUGCCAUUAUACAAAUGAUCGGUCCACAUCCUAAGCAAUUUGCUGGCAUGAGCGAACGUGUCGAUGAGCUGGUGAAUAAGAUUAGCCGCAAGGUGCCAGCUUAAAGCCAAACUAUAAAAAUAUAACACUUAAAGGGGCAUAAGCUCUUGUCACUGCAGAUACAUUUAUUUCAUAAUUUUUCUAUUAUUUUAUUAUGCGUUCAAACAUUUUAUUGCAAUAAGCACUUUUUCUAAAGUAAUACCAGCGAUUUUUUAUAAUAAAAAAAGAUUAUUAAGAAACAAGA